Topomyia yanbarensis is the source of this 1389-nucleotide messenger RNA. RefSeq names its product serine protease inhibitor 3/4-like. The coding region runs from base 176 to 1360 and encodes 394 amino acids. Gene Ontology annotation, molecular function: serine-type endopeptidase inhibitor activity. NCBI's taxonomy places the organism in Eukaryota, Metazoa, Arthropoda, Insecta, Diptera, Culicidae. The transcript has 2 exons. The record is from RefSeq and is a predicted model, not a curated record.
UUCUAGGCUGGUAGUCGGAGUGCAGCAUCGCGAUGUUUUUUAUUAGCGUGCGUCGCAAUCGCACUAUCAGUAGCAGCGGGGUCCCUACUUCGACAGCUGAUAUUGAACGUGGUCCAGCGUGAUCAGUUCAGAGCAACCGUUCUCGGGCAGUGCAAGUGCGUUCCUGAUAGACAGAAUGUGGCGACUACUUGGAUGGACGGCGUUUCUAGCGUGGAUCAACAGUUGCUGCGGUGGCCAACUACGAUUCCCGUACGGAGACACCAACUUCAGCUUAAACGUCUACAAGGCCGCCUUUGAUCCGGAGCGAAAUGUGAUUGUAGCACCGUUUGUGUUGCGCAACAGUAUUGUGAUGUUGUACGCGAUUGCAACGGGUGAGACGCGGGAUCGGUUGCAGGAGGUUUUUGCUUUGCCGGCAAAUUUCACCGAGUUUUUGACCAAUCAGAAAGAACUGCACUACAUGCUCGGCGGGGAAGGCGAUGGAUUUCGUAUGAGGAAUCGUAUUAUUUUGAACGGUUUCCGAGAGGUCGAUGUGCACCUGCGGGAUGUGAUGAAGGAAGAUCUGGACACGACCAUAGUUUACUUUGAUUUUGGACAACGGGAGGGAGUUGUAAGGCGGGUGAAUCAUUUCACAAAUUUCAACACUAACCGGGUGGUUAGUGGUUUGGUUGAUUUGGAUUAUAUUCCGAAGAAUUUGCAGUUUGUGCAAAUUUGUGCGGCUUCGUUCAAACCACCGUUUGCGAAUGCUUUCAAUCCGAAUGACACGAGUCCUAGGGAGUUUUGGAGUGGAAUGAUCGAAAAGCUGUAUUCGACGAUAACGAUGUUCAAUCGAGGAGACUUUCGUUUUUCUCGAAUUCCGGAACUGGAAAUUGAGGUGCUGGAACUACCAUUUGUUAAAUCAAGCGAUGCUGUUAUGUGGAUUAUGCUUCCGGAUAGAGAUGCUUCACUAGAGACAAUAAUGAAGGCACUGGAACCCGGUCAUUUCGAUGCAAUUCAGGCACACUUUUCGAUGAAGCGAGCUGAAAUUACGGUCCCACUAUUUACCAUAGAAUCAGAAUUCAAUGCAACGGAUUUCCUGAGGCAAACCAUGGGACUUGAUGUGUUGUUCAAGUUGCGUGACUUACGAGUAUUCGAAGAUCUCGAUUCUUCACUGGACAGUGUAAUGCACCGAGCAGGAAUUCAUUUCUACGAAAAAACGGCAGAAGCCGGAGGAGCUACAGUGGUACGAAGUUUCCGCAAACGAAGUGCCGUGUAUCAGUAUGUGGUCGCCAGAUCGUACCUGUUCGUGAUAGUAAAGAAGACCAAUAAACAGAUCCUGUUCAUGGGGCAUCUACACAGGCCAGACAAUUUAGUCGAUGUUUAAAAUAGAGAACGAGAUAAUUUAUUUUUAAA